This is a messenger RNA of Acytostelium subglobosum LB1, 2934 nucleotides long. RefSeq lists its product as hypothetical. Lineage: Eukaryota; Evosea; Eumycetozoa; Acytosteliales; Acytosteliaceae. Bases 1 to 2934 code for a protein of 977 amino acids. The transcript has 5 exons. The record is from RefSeq and is a predicted model, not a curated record.
AUGAUGGACAAGGAUAGUAGUGAUGUUGACGCUCAGAUUCACUCAUUGUCUGAUCAGGUCAAAGAUAGAUGUACAGUGAAUGAUGAUAAGCUUGAACAUCAGAACAACAAGACGACUGGAAGCGGUGGUGAUGUGCCUGAUAUCACUGCUGUAGACUUGGAGACUACAAAGAUGACUGAAGAUGAUGAUGAUGAGACUGAUCAAACUGAUCAGACGACUGAUCAUACUACUACUCAUACACAAACGAUUGAACCAAAUGUUACAACCUCCUCUUCUUCUUCUUCAAAUGUACAUCCGCACAGUCUGGAGAAUAGUGGCCUGUUGAGUAGGAGGAAUGUUGAUGACUUGCAGUUCGCCAUGUUCAGGUCCACUCCCAAUCUGAAGGAAGCGAUGAAUGGCUUCCAUUCAAUGGCAGACUUGAGGACAAGUAGCACCAGCCUCGAUGUUACAUCAGACAGCAACAACAACAACAAUAGUACCAACAACAACAACACACUUGUUCAAUCAAUGUUCUCAUUGAUGAAGGAGACGACAGUAGUUGAAUCGACGACUACUACUUCAACCUCAACCUCAACCUCAACCUCGACAACACAUACAUCCACCUUAACAUCAACAACAUCAACAUCAAACUUGGCGGAAACGAUGUUGACACCGACAAUGUCAACACCUUUAACAGUUACCCCGGCAAUAGGAACACCCUCGACGAUGGGAACACCAGUCCAACUAUCACAAUCACAAUCAUACAACCAUUACAGCGACCAUUCAUACUCUUCGGAAAGCCCUACAUUGGAGUCGAUACGCGAGGAGACACGUGACUAUAACGAUACAGCAGGACCAUUGGUUGGCGGCGUGCGUCCCAGUCGCGUCGGCCACCUCUUCGAUCACUUCCUGGUCGUUGGUCUGCCAUCCACACUCAAUCUCACAUGCACACGCGAUGAGGAACGACAGCGACACAAGCCCGAGAUACUCUAUAGCUACCCGCCCGACACGCCACUGCCCAACGACAUGAUCGCCCAGUUCUGCUUCCCCAACGGAGUCAUCUCACGAAGCUCAAUGCGCUCCGACAGCUCAUCGUCGCUCAACUCUGUGGCCUUUUGCAACCUCUCGCACCUACUCAACCCUGCGCACUCAUUCGUCUUCCUGCUCAACACGCCAUCCACACUCUACUAUGGUGUGUGCAUCACCAAAGAGGAAGAGUUAUGUACACUGCCCACAUUCAUACCCGCGCCUGAGAAGACGGCCAAGGAUACCGAGGAGGCCGACACCACUGAGCAACGAAGAAAGUCAUUCAGGAAGACAUACGAUUUCAUCGCGCCAAGAGUAUACUGCUUCCUCAGUCGAUUCCCAUUCUUCAAUCUUCACUUCCAGAUGCUCCACUCGAUAUUGGAGCGCGAGAGAAUGUUCAUGUUGUUCUCAAUGACACAGGCCAAGGACCCAAGCUGUAACAUUGCCACAAUGGACAUUAUCAAUAUGUAUUAUCAAGUGAACAUGGAGACCGUCAAGGACAAGAUUCAGUUCAAGGUGCCUGGACAGGACUACAAGACCGACUUCCACUGUCCCCAGGGUGGCGAGGAUCGCAUGAUUGCCGAUUGGUCACUGUUCACCAUGUCCGAGUCAAUGAGUCUGGAGGACAUUGUAAAUAUAUUCGCAUGGGCCAUGGUAGAACGAUCUAUCCUGGUCGUUUCCAAGGAAUUAGGAAACAUCUCAGCCUUCAUAUUCUCAUUCAUAGCGUUGUUGAAGCCAUAUGUUUGGCAAUGUUGUUUUAUACCCAUACUCCCAGAUAGUCUGUUGGAGACACUCGAUGCGCCAUUCCCCUUCUUUAUUGGAAUCAAUGAGUUGCCACCAGAGAUACUAAAGACAAAGAAGGAUUAUUUAAUUGUAGAUAUAGAUAGCAAGCGAGUGAUCUAUCCUGACAAUCCGGUCCAGUUGCCUGGCGCCAAGAAACUUUUGGAAACACUUACCAAUCACAGGAAAGAGACAUUCAAGUUGCAGAACAAGAUACCUUAUGAUCAUCUGAAAAAUAGACACGUUCAGAACAUCAUAGCAACGUUCAAUGAGUAUCACAGUUGGCUGUCGGAACAGAUCAGCAGUGGAGUAAUCGCAUGCAUCAAUACCAAGGGCACGACAGCCAAUGCCACCAACAAUGGCACGAUCGAUGCGCCCUCCUCCAUCGAGUUGGUCAACAAGCAGAGCAUCCACUUUUUGGAGGACCAGUUCAAGCAGGUGGCCGAGUGCCUGCCCGAGAGCUAUCAGAAGUUCUUUGAGCAGUUCUUCCACACGCAGAUGUUUGGCGUCAACGCCGUGCGCCUGAUGCUGUCCAUCCAGGACCGCCACAAGACCAACAUCAACCAGAUCGAGCAUCUCGAGUCGCUCAUACAAAUGGAGGAGAAGUCCAAGGAGGUGCUGAUCGAGUACCAAAAGAUGGCGUCGCGUGGCGGCGACAAGUCGGUGAACGUCGACCUCAGCACGCUCAAGCAGCAACUGCGCGACUCUGAGGGCGUCAUCAACGAGCUGCGCGAGUCCAAGAAGAAGCUAGAACUCGAGGCCCUGGUCGUCAGCCCGAACAAGAACAACGGUACGCUCACGUCGUUCCUCGGUCUGUCAGAGAUCAAGAAGAAGAAGCUCGAGUUUGGACACAGGCGCAGCAGAUCAGUCAGCGACCAGGUCGAGAAGAACAUCCUCAAGAAGUCCAUGCGUCCGCCAUCGUCCACCACCAUCUUUGACAUGACCGGUCGUUCAGCGCUCACCAAGUCACAAUACUCACCCCGAUCAUUCUCUCCAUUGAUGACAGACGUUAGUGAAAAAGAUGAAACCGAUACCAAUGUAGUUGUUGGAUCACCUCUGAGCAGCGAUCACUCUGUAGACAGUGGUGACGAGGGUUCGUCUCCAUCAACCCCAAUCAAACAUCAGCAACAGCCACAGUCGCAACAAUAG